Penaeus monodon (black tiger shrimp) is the source of this 672-nucleotide messenger RNA. Its product is annotated as gibberellin-regulated protein 14-like. The transcript is spliced from 3 exons. NCBI's taxonomy places the organism in Eukaryota, Metazoa, Arthropoda, Malacostraca, Decapoda, Penaeidae. The record is from RefSeq and is a predicted model, not a curated record. Bases 1 to 672 code for a protein of 223 amino acids.
AUGACACUGUAUUUUAAUGUCUCGUGUGAUUCUGCAACGGCCAUGAUAUUUCAGUUAACUGGUGCCUGGGUGAGAUUCAUGAAUGAGAUCUCAACCACCUCAUCACGACCCCCCUUCAAGAACCACCUCAUCACGACCCCCCUUCAAGAACCACCUCAUCACGACCCCCCUUCAAGAACCACCUCAUCACGACCCCCCCUCAAGAACCACCUCAUCACGACCCCCCCCUCAAAAACCACCUCAUCACGACCCCCCUUCAAGAACCACCUCAUCACGACCCCCCCUCAAGAACCACCUCAUCACGACCCCCUUCAAGAACCACCUCAUCACGACCCCCCCUCAAGAACCACCUCAUCACGACCCCCCCUCAAGAACCACCUCAUCACGACCCCCCUUCAAGAACCACCUCAUCACGACCCCCGUUCAAGAACCACCUCAUCACAACCCCCCUUCAAGAACCAUCUCAUCACGACCCCCCCUCAAGAACCACCUCAUCACGACCCCCCUUCAAGAACCACCUCAUCACGACCCCCCUUCAAGAACCACCUCAUCACGACCCCCUUCAAGAACCACCUCAUCACGACCCCCCACCCUCUGAGUGCUGGUCAACCCCGUUUGGUAACAGUGUCGCGAGAGAGCCGGGCGUCCGGGCAUAAAUUUCCGAAGUUUUGA